AAUCACUAAAUUGAACAGCAAUAACCAUGGGAGAUGCUGCAAAACCUUGCUUUGCCAAACAAAAUAAGGAACAGGAAAUUUUACAUCAAGAAGAAUUAAAAGGAAGUCCCUUACAGAAAGACUACCGAGUCAUGGAUGAAUACGGAAAUGGCCAUAGCAAUAAAAUAGAUACCAGCCUGCAAAAGAAAAAGGGAACACCAGGUCGUUACGGAAACAGUCCCAGGCGAGGGCCACGUAGUGUUUUGAGUAGCCCAAAUUCACUUAAAAACACAACUUACAGUCAAGGGUCAAAGUUAAAUGAUACCCAAAGAGACCAAAUGAAGAAGUGGGUAUCUGAUGACCACCGUGGUACUUCUGACAGCUGGAGAGAGUACAGAUCUGUUGCCUGGAUUCCUGUGCAUAGCAGGACAAGAAAGGACUCUUUUCAUGAGGUUGAAGGUGCUGGGAACAGAAACGUAAGACGACAACUUCAGGAAGACUUAAUGAGUGAAGACAUGCCAGACAUGCAGAAAGGAAGCUCUGAAAUGAAGAAGCUUAGGAAACCGAGAAGAUCAAGAAGAACUAGAAAAGAUGAGUAUGAUCAAGAUGAAGUGGAUGGCCCAGUCAUAGAUGAAUCUGUGCUGUCAGCAAAAGAACUCCUAGGGUUGCAGCAAGCUGAAGAACGAUUGAAGCGAGACUGCAUUUAUAGACUGAAGAAGCAACCUCGAAGCUACCCAUCAGCAAAAUAUACCUGCAAACUGUGUGAUGUUUUGAUUGAGUCGGUGGCUUUUGCUCAUAAGCAUAUUAAAGAGAAAAGACACAAGAAAAGCCUAAAGGAAAAGCAAGAAGAACAGCUACUGACCGCUCUGCCUCCUCCAACGCCUUCCCAGAUACAAGCUAUUGGUGUUGCUAUUGAAAAUGUAGUGCAGGAGUUUGGCUUAAAUAAUGGAGAUCUAGAAGAAAGGCUCAACAUUAAAACAGUGAUGGAAAACUUACUGCAUCAAAAAUUGCCAGAGUGCUCAUUAAGAUUGUAUGGCUCCUCCUGUAGCAGAUUUGGUUUCAAAACUUCAGACAUAAACAUAGAUAUCCAGUUUCCUGCCAAUAUGACUCAACCGGAUGUUCUCUUACUUGUGCAAGAAAGUCUCCAGAACAGUGAAUCCUUUACGGAAGUUGAUGCAGAUUUCCAUGCUAGAAUACCAGUGGUGGUGUGCAGAGAAAAGCAAAGUGGCCUUAUUUGUAAAGUGAGUGCAGGGAAUGAGAAUGCUUGUCUGACAACAAACCACUUGGCUACACUUGGAAAACUGGAACCUACUGUAGUACCUUUAGUGAUUGCCUUCAGGUACUGGGCAAAGUUGUGCUGCGUUGAUCAUCCUGAAGAGGGAGGCUUGUCACCUUAUGUGUUUGCUUUAAUGGUUAUUUUCUUUCUACAACAGAGGAAAGAGCCUUUUCUACCUGUCUAUUUGGGAUCAUGGAUUGGAGGAUUCUCAUUAAACAAAUUAACUAAUUUUCAUCUGAAAGAAGUCGAGAAUGAUGCUGUGGUUUGGGAGCAUAACCCCACUGAUGAUUCUGAUUUGCCACAAGAAGCUUCCACUAGAAGUGGCAAGGUUCCCUUAGUAUUUGGUUCAGGACAGCAGUGUUCAGCACCUGCUGGUCAGCUCUGGGUAGAACUGCUUCGUUUCUAUGCCUUGGAGUUCAAUAUGGCUGAUUUGGUUAUUAGCAUACGACUCAAAGAAAGAGUGUCUCGUGAAUCAAAGGACUGGCCUAAAAAGCGCAUUGCUGUGGAAGACCCAUAUUCAGUCAAAAGGAAUGUGGCAAGAACACUGAACAGCCAGCUAGUGUAUGAGUAUAUUCUUCACUGCUUGAGAGCAACUUACAAGUAUUUUGCCUUGCCUCACAAAAAAAGUGCAAAAUUGAGCAAAAAAUCCUUUCCAAAGGAGGAUUUCUCCAAUGAGGAGAAAUCCCAAACGCUGGACCAUGGAAAAGAUGCUAUAAAGCAUGAAAAUUCUGAGUUGCAAAACUUGGAUGGUAAAACAAACACAGCCGUAGUGGAAGAUUGCAUAACAGAGACUAUGGAUACACCCCAGGCACAUAGAAUUGAUCCUUCAAAACUGUGUGAUGGCUCAGAAAGCUUCACAGAAGAAGAACUGGCUGAUGAUAUAAGUCAUUUGGGAAUUGCCCAUGAAGAUUCAGACUGUAUAAUUGAGGAAGUUAUUUCUGGAGAUAAUGAGGAUUUUAAACCAAGUUGUGAAGAGACAGAGAGUGGAAAUGAAGAGGAAGAAGAGGAGGAAGAGGAAGAACAUGAACAACAGCAAAGAAGAUGGAAUAAUAUCUUGACUACUGAGCAGGGAAUAGAUGAAGACAGUGAUAGUGGAGAUCUCCAUGUUACAGUGAAUGAGCAUGAUAUAGAGACAUGUAGUACUUCAGAUUUAGAAGGUUUUCAAAACGCUGCACUUACAGAGAGUGAUGAGUUUGGCUUAGAGUGCAGUGGUAUAAUGGAUGACAAGAUUGACAUUGAUGAGGAGAGCACUGAAGGUACUGAUGAACUGGAUGAAUCCCCCCAAAAAUUCAUAUGUUCAGCACAGAGUCAAAUAUCCCAAAUUAUUAACUCGGAUGAUGAGGAGGAAGAGGAGGAAGAACCAAGUCUUCUAAACCAGAGAGAGUGUGGUGGUGUUAUGAGAGCUGGAGAUGAACUAGAUAACACAUACACUGGAUCUGGAGAUGACGAUGCACUGUCAGAGGAAGAAGAUGAUUUUUCCAUCCCCCAUAAAUAUGAGGACAAACAUUUCGAAGAAAAUAUGGAUGGACCUCUGGGGAUCAAUUUGAGUCAAGAGGAUCUUACUGAGAAGGGAAACCUUUUUGAAGAGAACACAACAAUAGAACAAUGUUUAGAAUCUGAACUCUUUUAUGAAUUCAGUAAACCAGCUUUUACAAAGGGCAAGUCUCCUACAGUAGUAUGUAGCUUGUGCAAACGGGAAGGUCACUUAAAGAGGGAUUGUCCAGAAGACUUCAAGAAAAUUGAGCUUGACCCACUGCCAGCACUGACACCCAAAUUUUCAGUUAUUCUAGAUCAAGUUUGUGUCCAAUGUUACCAUGAUUUUGCUCCAAAUAUUGUAGAGGAUCAGGCUCGGGAACAUAUAAGACAAAACUUGGAAAACUUCAUUAGACAGGAUUUCCCAGGAACCAAGCUGAAUUUGUUUGGCUCCUCAAAAAAUGGAUUUGGGUUCAAACAAAGUGACCUUGAUAUCUGUAUGACUAUGGACGGGCUGGAAACUGCUGAGGGACUUGAUUGCAUCAGAAUCAUUGAAGAUUUAGCAAAAGUUCUCAAGAAACAGUCAGGUUUAAGAAAUGUCUUGCCUAUAACAACUGCUAAAGUCCCGAUUGUCAAAUUUUUCCACGUCAGAAGUGGUCUUGAAGUAGACAUCAGUUUAUAUAAUACUCUGGCCUUGCAUAACACAAGACUCCUGUCAUCAUAUGCAGCCAUUGAUCCUAGAGUAAAAUAUCUGUGUUACACAAUGAAAGUCUUUACAAAGAUAUGUGACAUUGGAGAUGCAUCUCGAGGUAGCCUUUCUUCUUAUGCAUAUACUCUUAUGGUGCUUUAUUUUCUUCAACAGAGAAAACCACCUGUCAUCCCUGUUCUUCAAGAGAUCUACAAAGAACCAAAAAAGCCUGAAAUUUUAGUUGAUGGCUGGAACGUUUAUUUCUUUGAUAAGAUAGAGGAGUUGUCAGUUGUUUGGCCAGACUGUGGCAAAAACACUGAAUCUGUUGGGCAACUGUGGCUGGGACUUCUCCGUUUCUACACAGAAGAAUUUGAUUUUAAAGAGCAUGUCAUCUGCAUCAGGAGAAAAAAUCUGCUUACAACUUUCAAGAAGCAGUGGACCUCCAAAUACAUCGUAAUUGAAGAUCCCUUUGAUUUGAACCACAAUCUUGGAGCUGGAUUGUCAAGAAAAAUGACAAAUUUUAUAAUGAAGGCUUUUAUCAAUGGCAGAAGGGUGUUUGGUACCCCUAUAAAAAUAUUUCCUAAAGAAUAUCCGUCAAAAAUGGAAUACUUUUUUGACCCAGAGGUACUAACGGAAGGAGAAUUGGCACCAAAUGAUAGAUGCUGCAGAAUUUGUGGUAAAAUUGGCCAUUUCAUGAAAGAUUGUCCCCUGAGAAGAAAACUAAGACGGCGUCGUGAUUAUGAAGAUAUCAAAAACCAGAGGUACACAGAAAACAAGGACAAAAGAAGCAAAGAGGACAAAGAAACUCAGAAUAAAACAACAGAAAAAGAAAGCUUAAUCAAGGAGGGGAAGUUGCAUCUAUGUACACCUCAAAAGAGGAAACUAGCAAGGGUAAUAGUGGAAACUGGAAGAGAAAAGACUCCCAGGCAAUCAGCAGAGAAGUGGAAGCGCCUGGAAGACAGAGACUUAAGAGAAAAACGUUGUUUUAUCUGUGGAAGAGAAGGUCAUAUUAAAAAGGAAUGCCCACAGUAUAAAGGAGCUGCAGGUGGUUCAAAACCAGAAGUGUUGUGUGGAUCCCCUUCUUUACCCAGCGCUGCCAAACAUGCUGGUAGAUUAAAUCAGGGAGUGCUUGUACAUGAAGAAAAAAAGAAACAAAAAGGAAAAGUAUUUUUGAGUCCCCAGUCAGGCAGCCUUUCCAAUAAAUACAUGACUCAGGGAAAAGCCUCACAGAAGAGGACCCAACAAGAAUCAUGAGGGAUAUUAAGCACUGUCAAAUUGCAAUACAGGCUCUUCAUUCAUUUAAAAAAUUUUCUUCUGCUAAAGCAUCUGGAUUCACAGGACAGCAGCACAGACAACCUUCGACUUAAGUUUAAUGAAAUAUGGGUGUUUUACUUUAGAUUGCUAGUGCAAACAACUGUGGAUUUUAACACGGACCCCUGCUCUUAAAUAGAUUGUUUGAGCAUUUUAAUAGAAAGCCAUGAUGUUUUGUAUUUGUUUACUAGGUAAAUCAUAUAGAAAAGGGCAGGUAUUAAAAAUGGAAUGUUUUCAAGGUUUUGUUGUUCCACCUGACCAUUUUAAAAUGCACUAAAAUUGUGUGCAAGCCAAAUACAUUAUAUUUUCUUCAAAAAUUGAUUUUUUGAAGGAGCAAAUGAUAUUUAUUAAUGUUGAUUGUUUACUGAAUCCUUGUGUAAAAGUGUUUGAAAUGUUUGUAGACUGCUACAUUAUUUUUUUUUCCUGUAGAGAACUGAAAAUGUAGACAUUAGUAAACAUAUGUAAAACAAUCUCUGGACAAGCAGUGCCAUUGAGAUUUCUUGGGGUUUUUUUCUGUCCUGUGAUUUUUAUGGGAGUUCAUUUGCUGCUGUGCUUGUGUACAAGAUGAAAGAAAGACUAAGACACAGGUCAGUCCUGUUUGAUGCUGCUAAGAAUCUCUUUCAAGGCCUUGGGGAUACAAAAAAAAAUGCUUUAAGUAAUAGAGGUAUUAUAUUUGGCAACUGGGGAAAACACAUGUCCAUUUUCAUAAAAUGUGAAGAGGAUCCUUGUACCAGCCAAGAAUUUAAUUAGUAGUAUGAACAUGAGCUUUACUUGAAGUCCUUCCAGAGCUGCAAAUGUACUGUCUUAUCUUUUUCAGGAAAGAAUUAGUUACAUGGUAAAAUUGAAACCCAUGUUAUUUAUGACUUUGAAAUAAAUUUAAAA
Aptenodytes forsteri (emperor penguin) is the source of this 5609-nucleotide messenger RNA. RefSeq names its product zinc finger CCHC-type containing 6 (gene TUT7). The transcript is spliced from 28 exons. The record is from RefSeq and is a predicted model, not a curated record. The coding region runs from base 27 to 4670 and encodes 1547 amino acids. Gene Ontology annotation, molecular function: zinc ion binding; RNA uridylyltransferase activity; nucleic acid binding. Lineage: Eukaryota; Metazoa; Chordata; Aves; Sphenisciformes; Spheniscidae.